AUGGUGGUCAACGAGCAGACGCCUCUGCUCGCUGCGCCGACUCCAGCCACCAGGCCAGAAGACCUCGCAGCUGCCUACCGCCGCACCGUCCUCAUUCUCUGCUUCGUCGUCAUCAUCAUCAUUGAGAUCGGCGCCAGCUUCUUUGCCAUGGCCUCGACAGCCGUUGCCGAGCGCAACAUCUGCCUGGAGGAGCCCCAAGACCUUCGUGAUGGAGAAGACUAUGGCGACUGCAAAGGGACCGCCGUCCAGGGCCGGCUUGCUAUGCUGCAGGGCUGGCAGAUGACUACCGAGUGUCUCCCAGGCAUCAUCGGCGCCAUCCCAUAUGGUCUGCUGGCAGACCAGUGGGGUCGUAGGCCGGUCAUCAUACUCUCCCUUACGGGCAACAUCUUGUCCAUGAUGUUCAUCGUGGUUGUCUUAUACAUUCCCAGCAUCUUUUCCCCAGAGGCCAUGCUUGCCGCCCCGGUCUUCACCCUCAUUGGCGGCUCCACCAUGGUCACUUCGGCCAUGGCGUAUACCAUGAUUGCCGAUAUUGUCCCCGUCGAUGAUCGGGCGACCGUUUUCUUCCAGUUCGGCGCCGCGUUCGCUGUUGCGGAGCUCGUCUCUGGCCCUAUGGCGGGUGCCAUCAUGAUGAAGAGCAAUUGGCUCUGCAUGCUCCUUGGCCUAGGCCUGUGGAUCGUUGCCACACUGUUGUGCUUUUUGGCCCCCGAGACGCUGCGAGUGCGCAGGCUCGCGGAACAGCUUGCCGGAAACAGCACAGAAACUGUGGAAAGCACCGAGACUGGAGCGAACCGCGUUCGAGACCACCAGUCGCUACUUGCGCAGACUGUACAUCAGAUCCGUUGUGGCGCUGCAGAAGUCCGCGAAUUUGGGGUGCACAAUCGCGGACUCAUGUUCCUCAUGUUGUCCCUGGUCUUUGUCGUGCUCAGCAAAUUCGUGCAGAUCCUUCUGCUCCAGUUCACGAGGAAAAAGUUCAACUGGUCCUGGAGUCAGGCGGCAUUCCUACUCACAAUACGUAGCGGGUCCAACCUAGCCUCAUCCCUCAUUAUCCUCCCCGCAAUCAGCAAACUCCUGACACUCAAAUUCUCCUUUUCCCCAGUGGUGAAGGACGCAUUCAUCGCCCGAGCUACCGGCAUCGCGGGCGUUUUUGGCGCUCUCAUGAUCGCCUUUGCCCCAGACCCCUUCACUCUCUCAUUUGGCUUGGUAGUCUUCGGCCUAGCCGGCGGCAUGGCGGUCGCCAUACGCUCCCUGCUCAACGCGCUCGUCGAGUCGCACCACGUCGGGAUGCUGAACACGGUGCUGAGCCUGCUGGAGCAGGCCGGGCUCAUGGUCGCGGGCCCGCUCUUCUCAAAGGCGCUCAAGACGGGGAUCCAGCUUGGCGGUGGGUGGAUCGGACUGCCGUUCCUCGUGGCGGCGGUAUAUAUGGCUGUUGCGACGGGGAUUGUGUUCAUGUUCAGAGUGCCAAAGAGCAUGAGAGGCUAUACUGGUGGCGAUUCUGAGGACGAAGAGGAAAGGCUUCAUAGCUGA
This is a messenger RNA of Microdochium trichocladiopsis, 1524 nucleotides long. Its product is annotated as major facilitator superfamily transporter. The record is from RefSeq and is a predicted model, not a curated record. The transcript has 4 exons. The coding region runs from base 1 to 1524 and encodes 507 amino acids. Gene Ontology annotation, molecular function: transmembrane transporter activity. Lineage: Eukaryota; Fungi; Ascomycota; Sordariomycetes; Xylariales; Microdochiaceae. Gene Ontology annotation, biological process: transmembrane transport. Gene Ontology annotation, cellular component: membrane.